AUGAGGCCGCUGGUAGAGCUGCUGCAAAGCUUUGCGGUGGCGACACCCUCAGAUCGCCGAGACUUUCUCGAAGCAUUAGUGCGGGAGUGUCAUGUGCGUGAGCUGAGUGAUCUGGAAGCGAUGCUGCUACCGCGCCUGAAGGUCGAUUUUCUGCAGCGGCUUCCGAUGGACGUGGCGCUGCAUAUACUGACCUUUCUCGAUGACCCGCGAGCACUGGCGUGCACGGCGGCUGUAAGCCGCACAUGGCACCGUCUUUCGAUGAAUGAGUACCUGUGGAGCCUGAUGUGCGUGCGUCAAAAGUACCAUACGCCCGAUCGAUUGCGGUGGCUUACGCACAGUCUGCUCGGCGACGCCCCGUCGACGUCGCGAGCAGCGGCUAUGGACGUGGACGAGGGGCCAGCUCGUCGACGUCGGCGCCACUCGCUGUUUCUGCAAAGGGUCGCCGGCUCACCGGCGGACGGCGCCACGGUGUCGCUUCGAGACUACUUUCGACUGGCUUAUGCGGUGGACCGCAACUGGCGACGGGGCGGGCGGCUGCUGCGUUCGUACGAGACGAUCGAGCUGGCUGAUGCUGAUCCGGACCCGAAUCGGCGCCUGGCACUUACAUGCUGCGCGAUGGAUCACGAGUGGACAGCGGUGGGUAUGACCAGCAGUGCCAUUUUUGUGUUUUCCACGCGCACCGGCAAGCUUGUGCGUGUGUUGCGUGGCCAUGAGAGUGGCGUGUGGUGCUUGAUGCUCGCAACAGGUCCAUCGAGCGGGUACGAUGGGCCCUACGAGCCACCUGCCACGGCAGGAUUGGUGUGUGCGCAGGCCGACAAGCGGCCUGGCGCGUGUUUGGCGCUGCAGCCUUCGGGUGGCUUGGCUGUCUGUGAUGCCGUGCAUAUUGCGCAGGAGCAGUGUGAGCAGACGGACGUUGCCUGUGCCAGCACGCGCGGCUGGGAUGAGAGCGGCACGCGUCUGGUGAGUGCCGGCUCCGAUCGGAGUCUGCGGGUAUGGAACGUUCGGACGGGCGAGUGUGAGCGAGUGAUGCACGGCCACACAUCGACGAUCCGGUGUGUGCAUGUGGUGCCGCAUGUGCCGGUGGCCAUUACGGGCUCGCGGGACGGCACACUGCGGGUAUGGGACCUGGCCGCGGGGCGUGUGCAGCAUGUGCUAGCGGGGCACCAGCACUCGGUACGAUGCCUGGCGGUGCACGACAAGUAUGUCGCUAGUGGCAGCUACGACUUUACGUGCCGCGUGUGGGACUGGACGACCGGACGGUGCGUGCAUGUGCUGCAGGGCCACCAGCUGCAGAUCUAUGCGAUUGCCUUUGAUGGUGUGCACAUUGCGACAGGCAGCAGUGACUCGACGGUGCGUGUGUGGGACUCGGAGAGCGGUGCACCGUUGGCCGUCUUCCAUGGGUACACGCACAUUGUGGCGCAGCUCCAGCUGCUCGAUGGGAUCCUGGCAUCUGGCAGCAGUGAUGGGCGCGUGGUGGUGUAUUCGCUGCGCACGAUGGAGUGCCUGUACCGCAUCGUGGCGCACGAGAGCGGUGUGACGAGUCUGCAGAUGGAUGCACAGCAUCUUGUGACGGCGGGCUCGGAUGGGCUCGUCAAGCUGUGGGAUGCGCAGACCGGCAGCUACGUUCGCCAGAUGUGUGCGCCAUGCGAGACGGUCUGGAACGUGCGCUUCCUUGACGACGUGUGUGUCAUUCUCGGCAAGCGGCACGGCAAGUGCAUCGUCGACAUGGUGUCUCUACGACCCGCGGCGGAAUCUACAUAUACCUAG
Malassezia restricta is the source of this 1767-nucleotide messenger RNA. RefSeq names its product F-box and WD-40 domain protein CDC4. The record is from RefSeq and is a predicted model, not a curated record. Gene Ontology annotation, cellular component: cytoplasm; nucleus. Bases 1 to 1767 code for a protein of 588 amino acids. NCBI's taxonomy places the organism in Eukaryota, Fungi, Basidiomycota, Malasseziomycetes, Malasseziales, Malasseziaceae. The transcript has a single exon. Gene Ontology annotation, molecular function: ubiquitin binding. Gene Ontology annotation, biological process: ubiquitin recycling; proteasome-mediated ubiquitin-dependent protein catabolic process.